AUGAACAAAGCCAGUGGCAAAACAGAAGUUCUGAUCUUUGGCAGAAACCCCCCCAAGGCAGAAAUUACAGUGAAUGGAGAUACUAUUGGGAGGGUUGAGCAGGCUAAGUACCUGGGCUCAGUCACAACCCGAGAAUCAGGAAACAAAGCUGAGAUCACAGAGAGGAUCAGUAACUUCAGCAGACAAGCUGCUGCCCUCCAACCAGUUCUCAGAGACAGACUAGUCUCCAACGAAGUGAAGAAAACUAUCUUCAACACCAUCUUAAAACCAGUCCUUCUGUAUGGUUGCGAGUCUUGGGUGCUAACUAAGAAAGACAUCAGUAGACUACAGGCCGCAGAAAUGAAAGUCGUCCGUACCAUGCUGGGCAAAACGAGGGCUGACAGACUGAGAAACACGUACCUCAGAGAAACCUUAGGCAUAACAUCAAUAGAACAAGACAUAGAAAGAGCAGCCCUAAGAUGGCUUGGACAUGUUGAAAGAAUGGACGAGGGAAGAAUUCCAAAGAUAGCCCUCCAGUACAAACCAAAGGGCAAGCGUCCCUUAGGUAGACCCAGAAAGAGAUGGAGGGACAACAUACAGGAGAUACUGACAAAGUACAGACUGGGCAGACUAGUUAGACUGGAAGAGGAGGGGAUCUUCCAUGAUCGGGAAGAGUGGAAGAGACGAUGCUCUCAACUGACAGGCCCUAAAGCCUACCUGGGGAAGAUAGUAUUUCCUAUCCCAUUACAGGAGCAAUACUGCUACCGCCCUGAGGAAUGUCCCACGGGGUUUUACUGUGAUCAGUCUGGCGGCAACGGCUUCGGGACCUGUCGGCAAGGUUCGGGAGAACGCCAGCCAGCUUCGCCUUGCUAUAGCGAUGACGACUGCGGCUCUGGGCGCCUGUGCCAGCCGGGAGCGGGUGGCAGGGGCACCUGCGUGGACGGAGUACCUCAGCACGGAGGACAGCGGGCGCCUCAGGGCUGUGUAAAUGACGCCUCCUGUGGGAGUGGGGAGUACUGUGUGGUGGACCCGGCUACUGGCGCAGGAACCUGCAAACCGAGCAUUUACGGAAAUGUUCCCGGCAUAGACAGGCAACCUACACCCGAAUCGUGCGCGUCUGACGCCGACUGUCCCCGAGGGACGAUGUGCGAGUCCCGCCCGGCUGUAGGGUACGGGCAGUGCGUGCAACCGCCGCCAGGGGGCAUUGUGCAGCCUCAACCCCAGCCGCAACCUCAACCGCAACCCCAACCACAGCCACAAGGACCGCCCAAGUACUGUCUGGAGGAGAGAGACUGUGGUAGCGGGUACACAUGUAACUUCCACUCCAGCCUGGGGUACGGGGAGUGUGAACCCGGGAACAUCCGACCACAGCCGCCACAGCCUGAUCCGUCCCGGCGGCAAAGCUGUAUGAACGACCGGGACUGCGGACGCGGGAACUACUGUGACGUCAGCGAUCCCAACAAUCCUUUCGCGGUCGGGACCUGCAGACCUGGCCAGAGACCAACAGGACCUGGAGGGAUCCAAUUCUGCACAGAAGACCGUGAUUGUGGCUCUGAUCACUUCUGUGAAGCUAUCGUCAAUGGCUACGGUGUGGCGGGUAUUUGCAAGAGAGGCACUCGUGCUGGGCCGGUUUUCUAUUGCAAUCGUGAUGAGGAUUGCUUCGACAUAGGUGUGUGCGACAUUGUCCCCGGUCAGCCUUACGGAACUUGUGGACUGCCGAAAUACUGCUAUCUGAACUCACACUGCGACCCGGGGAACUUCUGUGACUUCAUCGGGCCGGGAACAUACGGCGUCUGCAGGAGAGGGCCAUUCCCAACUGAUGUGAUCUGUUACCAAGACAGAGACUGCAAUGGUGGACGCUGCAACCUUCUGUAUGGCCAGUUUGGAGUCUGUGAAGAGAGUCCAUACCAACCUCAACCACAACCUCAGCCACAACCUCAGCCGCAACCAGUCCCACAGACUGGCUGCGCGAUAUCUCUGUCUGAACUCGAAGGGACCGGAUUUGGAACCUUUAGGGAGUGCAAUGUGUACGACGACUGCCCAGCGUACGAGUACUGCUCGUUUGACAUCUGUAACCAAGGACGCAAGGGCUACUGCAUCGGACGUGACUGCUACGCCGAGUCGGACUGCCAGCAGUAUAACGCCAGGUGUCACAUGGAGGAGGACUACUUCAAAGGGUGGUGCAAGCAGUGACGUCACAGAUGACGUCACACAUUUCCGUGUCAACAAGCUGCGGUGCUGUAACAAUUGUUUACACGUCUUUCAUGAUUCGUAAAUAACUUCAUCAGGUUGGCAAUUAUUCAUAUAGUAAGGUUCUUUAAGCACAACUAAGGGGGCAAGAGUCAUCGACAGAGAGAAAAACAGAAGAACACGCCGGAUUAAAGAAGCAGUUUGGAUCAGACAUCAGCUCCAGUCAUGAACAGAGACAAGGGGUGAUGCAAGCUGAGCCACGUUUGGGACGGCAUUCUUGCUGCUGCAGCGCCACCUACAUCGGCUAUAAGUAGCAGCAAGAAGUAGUUUGCAGUCAUUUUACCCUGAUGAUGGUGUCUGAUAGACACCGAAACGUUGGAAGUAAGUACUCCUUGGCCGGGCUCAACGAACCUUACUAUAUGUCUCCGUGAUUGUUUGAGUAUGGGAGUCUUGUAAAAGGCAAAUCAUAUCACAUUAUCCUCAUACGUAUCUUACAAAGCAUCCAAUGAAACAGAAGUCGAAUUUCGUAUCAUUUCGUAACAAUAGGACAGAUUCAGUAGCUACGAUGUCAGUUUUCUGGUGCUCUUAUGAAAUAUUUACUUUCAUGGACUAUGCAAAAAUCAAUCAUUGUACAUGUACGUGGUCAGUGGAUUUUAACAUUCUAAAAUAGCUUUGUCAUAUUGAUCAUAACUCCAAUACAAGCCUCAAUGAGUCAGUUUUAUGAGUCAGUUUUAUUAUUGUGAGACUCAGUGACCACUUUCUUUUGUUUAUCAAUAAUUGUAUGUAUAUAUUGCAUCGAUUUUAAAAACCUCAUCGUUGUGAAAUUGGGUUUGGAAUUCUUUGCAUUAAUGAUGAUUUUAAAGCUAAUUCUGUUUAUAAAGGAGAGGUUCGUGCAUGAGGUGAGAUGUUAUAAUAUGAGGUUUAUAUUUAUUUAUUGUCGCUUCGAUUAAAUAAGAUGUAUUUGUGAAAGACAAAAACUAACGGAACAUGUGUAUUACUUAUCUUAAGAAUCCAUAUUUAGGUCCAUCUUUGAUCUAUUAGGUGUGAAUUAAUUCUACAUCAUGUAUUAUUACAAUCAUUAUCUUUGUCAAAUGAGGAAUAUCUCUUUAGGUGAUCUAUGCAGUGUACAUUAGAGUUCGUUCAAAUGACAAUACAUUCAAUAGUCAUUUUUAGAUGACAGACCUAAACAAUAUACUACAAAAGUUCUCGGCAGUUAUUUAUGACCUAUCUAAUAAUAGUUCUAAUGACAGUUAUGGAUACAAUUUCAUACAAACCCUUGCCAACCAUGUUUGGAAGAAAACAAAAGACUUUACAAGAAUCUAUUUAUAUUGGUGCAAUGUAGCUGGCAUUAUGGAAAUCUAGUUAGCAAAAAUAUUGAGGGGCAACGUCUUAUCGAGUACUUAUCUAGCAUUCAGUGGACAAAAGGAGUUGAUGGUGAAUGAUAGCAUGUUAGAAAAACUAGAUUUCAGGCAGUUUAAAAUUUUCAGCGUAGGAGAAAUUGUGUUAUUUGCCACACGAUUUAUUAAUUCUUGUAUUGCAAUGUAUACGUUUGUGGGGAAAAUAAACAAUUUAAAAAUACACAA
Branchiostoma floridae (Florida lancelet) is the source of this 3752-nucleotide messenger RNA. RefSeq names its product multiple epidermal growth factor-like domains protein 6. The transcript is spliced from 14 exons. The record is from RefSeq and is a predicted model, not a curated record. Bases 1 to 2172 code for a protein of 723 amino acids. Lineage: Eukaryota; Metazoa; Chordata; Leptocardii; Amphioxiformes; Branchiostomatidae.